CCACCGUUUUAUCUUGCCUCAGUUCUUCUUCUAUAUACUAGUUCAUAAAACAAGUGUUAUUUCCAUUUCACAUAGAAUGGCUGAAAGCAAAGAGGAGGAUGUUAAGGUCGGUGCAAGCAAGUUCAGAGAGAAGCAGCCGCUUGGCACCGCCGCUCAGUCAGACAAAGACUACAAGGAGGCCUCGCCGGCUCCUCUCUUCGAACCCGGAGAGCUCAAAUCUUGGUCUUUUUACCGGGCCGGGAUCGCAGAAUUCGUGGCCACUUUCUUGUUUCUUUACAUCACGGUGAUGACAGUGAUGGGCGUCGGCAGAGCCAAGAACAAGUGCGCCUCUGUUGGCACUCAGGGCAUCGCUUGGGCCUUCGGUGGCAUGAUCUUCGCUCUCGUCUACUGCACCGCUGGCAUCUCAGGAGGGCACAUCAAUCCAGCUGUGACGUUCGGAAUGUUCUUGGCGAGGAAGCUGUCGUUGACGCGGGCUGUGUUCUACAUGGUGAUGCAGUGUGUUGGAGCCAUCUGUGGAGCUGGAGUGGUGAAGGUUUUCAUGAAGGGGCCGUAUGAGACGCUCAAAGGAGGUGCCAACAUCGUCAGCCAUGGCUACACCAAGGGUGAUGGCCUUGGCGCUGAGAUUGUCGGCACAUUUGUGCUUGUCUACGCCGUCUUCUCUGCCACUGACGCCAAGAGAAAUGCCAGAGACUCACAUGUCCCUAUCUUGGCUCCUCUCCCCAUCGGGUUUGCUGUUUUCCUCGUUCAUUUGGCAACCAUCCCCAUCACUGGAACCGGCAUCAACCCAGCCCGGAGCCUUGGGGCCGCCAUCAUCUACAACAGAGAUCACGCGUGGGAUGACCACUGGAUCUUUUGGGUGGGGCCGUUCAUCGGAGCAGCUCUGGCCGCGGUUUACCACCAGAUAGUCAUCAGAGCCAUUCCUUUCAAGAGCAGGGCUUGAUUUCAGAGUUCAGACUAUGCAUAUCAAUAUCAUCAUCCUCUGCAUUUAACUUAUAUCCCCUCUUUAUGUUUAUAAAUACUGAAAUUUAUGUGUAAAUUAUGAGGCUCUCUGUUUAGUACUACUAUCUUAUGUUACUGAUUGAUUCCCCCUUUUCUCUUCAUUCAUA
Molecule: messenger RNA, 1106 nt
Organism: Salvia splendens (bonfire salvia)
Lineage: Eukaryota; Viridiplantae; Streptophyta; Magnoliopsida; Lamiales; Lamiaceae
Product: aquaporin PIP1-3
Exons: 4
Coding region: 77-940 (287 amino acids)
Biological process (GO): transmembrane transport
Cellular component (GO): membrane
Molecular function (GO): channel activity
Source: RefSeq, a predicted model, not a curated record